Rangifer tarandus platyrhynchus (Svalbard reindeer) is the source of this 567-nucleotide messenger RNA. NCBI's taxonomy places the organism in Eukaryota, Metazoa, Chordata, Mammalia, Artiodactyla, Cervidae. The record is from the annotation of a GenBank genome assembly.
AUGGAUGUGAAUAUCGCUCCUCUCCGCGCCUGGGACGAUUUCUUCCCAGGCUCUGACCGCUUUGCCCGGCCGGACUUCAGGGACAUUUCCAAAUGGAACAACCGUGUGGUGAGCAACCUGCUCUAUUACCAGACCAACUACCUGGUGGUGGCUGCCAUGAUGAUUUCCGUUGUGGGGUUCCUGAGCCCCUUCAACAUGAUCCUUGGAGGCAUUGUGGUGGUGCUCGUGUUCACGGGCUUUGUGUGGGCAGCCCACAAUAAAGACAUCCUCCGUCGGAUGAAGAAGCAGUACCCCACAGCGUUUGUCAUGGUGGUCAUGCUAGCCAGCUACUUCCUCAUCUCCAUGUUCGGGGGAGUGAUGGUCUUUGUGUUUGGUAUCACUUUUCCCUUGCUGUUGAUGUUCAUCCAUGCGUCGCUGAGGCUCCGGAACCUCAAGAACAAACUGGAGAAUAAAAUGGAGGGAAUUGGUCUGAAGAGGACGCCCAUGGGGAUUGUCCUGGAUGCCCUGGAGCAGCAGGAGGAAACCAUCACCAAGCUCACUGACUAUAUCAGUAAAGUGAAGGAGUAA